This is a messenger RNA of Acaulospora colombiana, 301 nucleotides long. Lineage: Eukaryota; Fungi; Glomeromycota; Glomeromycetes; Diversisporales; Acaulosporaceae. The record is from the annotation of a GenBank genome assembly.
GCUGAUGAAGAGAAAGAGGAGAGAGCUGGAGUGAACGGACUAAAUGCUUCCAUUGGUACAUUUUUAAUCCAUUUUAUAAUCAAUCUGACCAUAUCCUCAGGAGACAUGGAGGCGGAAGAUAUCGAGCUUGGGGAGCGAAAGGAACAACUCGCUGCGGAUGUGGACGAUAUCAUUGCAGAAGUAGACGAGGAAGACCUGGACACUGACUCAGAAAAUGAGGAAGAAAACGAAAUGCUAGUGGAUGAGGAAAUAGAAGGUAAUGAUGACCCUUUAUACCAUCCGCAAUCUGACUCGGAUUCCA